AUGCGCCACGUACCGCAUCCAGUCGCGGUUAUCACUUCCACCGAUAUCGCUGUCAGUCCUGAAGGUGCACCAACCGCAUGGCGCGGUGCUACGGUCUCUUCGUUCAAUACAGUGACGCUACGUCCGACGCCUAUCGUGUCAUUCAACAUUACAAAGCAAUCCUCGACAUAUGACGCCAUCAAAAGUUCCGGGCUUUUCAACGUCCACUUGCUAAGCUGUUCGUCAAGCAGCAGUAGCAUAGCUGGCAGGUUCAGCAGAGGCAACGCCUCUUCACCGUUUCAUGUCGAAGACGGAUCCCUAGCAACGUGGGCUGGGGAACAACAUAUGAAUGCACCUGCGCCAUCACACCUCGGACCCCAAAUCGGGCGCAAAUCUCCAAUCAUCAAGUCCCCUCUUCAAGCUGUCCUUCGUUGUAAGCACAUUGCACAGAAGACGGUGGAGAUCGGAGACCAUGUGGUGAUAUUUGGUGAAGUGGUCGAGAAGUAUGAUGAACUGCAUCAUCUCGAGGAGGCGAGCGUCUGGCUAUACUAUGUCAACGGCAAAUACAGCCCGCUGAUCUCGGCAAAACCAUCGGGCAACGUAUCUGUCGGUUCCGGUCUCCUUGCUCCUCAGGGUCAAGGAACAGCUGCUGGAUAA
Messenger RNA from Cladophialophora yegresii CBS 114405, 636 nucleotides. RefSeq lists its product as uncharacterized. The coding region runs from base 1 to 636 and encodes 211 amino acids. Gene Ontology annotation, molecular function: FMN binding; riboflavin reductase (NADPH) activity. Lineage: Eukaryota; Fungi; Ascomycota; Eurotiomycetes; Chaetothyriales; Herpotrichiellaceae. The record is from RefSeq and is a predicted model, not a curated record. The transcript has a single exon.